AAGUUGUUUUCAGUUAAGUACGAAACUUGUUAGACCCUCGAAGCCUUUCAAAUGUUUUGAUUAAUAUCUUAAGAUAUGCAGGUUUCCUACGUAUUCAAUGAUUAUAGAUAUGUUUGACAGUAGACUAAAAUAUAUUGUCACUAUAUCAAUAUUGGAAUAUAAAACAGGAAGACAUAUUCAGACGAAAGUUUUUAUCAUCAAAUAUUUCAAGUGUAUAGAAACAGUAUCGAUUUAAUCACUGAUAAACAAUAUGUUCAUACUAGAUAAUUUGAAAAAUAUCAACAGGGAGAUAUGAUUGUAUAUGAUUUGUGUAUUACAAAAGAAGUGUGGAUGAUUAUACUUUUAUUUAUUUUGUUUAGAUAUACAGAUUUCAUCCAAGGGACGAGUAUCGAAAUUUUAAGCGCAACAUGUCCCAGAUCUUGUGAUAACGUGACAAUCGAAGUAUGUACUGGCCGUGGUUGUGAUAUGAAUGCAACUAGCACCUGCUUUUCACACAAAUUCGAACCAAUAAUUGGCUAUAAACAUGUGUUUAAGUGCAGCGAAAAGUUCAUAAAUUUAAUCAAAGGAAAAGUCUACUUUGGAAAAGAAAACUAUACUUUAUGCGAAAAUCCACCCGAGCACGGUCCGAAUGCUACUUGUCUAAAACGCCCAACUGCAACGUGCAAGAUUGAAAAUAUCGAACAGGCACAUAACUCUAACAACAACUAUUCGUUUGAAGUGAAAAUAGGCGACGAGUGUACACGUACUAACUAUUUACCAUAUAUACUAACGGGAGUAGGAGUUGUCGCCCUUGCUUUUGCUGCAGUGAUUCUAUUUUAUAAUAGAAAUGCCUGUGUCCAAUGUAUCAAAGGAAUAGCGCAGAAGAGAAGAAGGAAGGGUAAUCGUGUAGACGAUUUAGAUCAGAUAGACAAUGAAGAUGAUGCUAUACCCGCCAUAUUAAGAGAAAAAACAACAAUUCAAAAUCCAAGAGGACCAAUUCAAACCAAUAUAUAGCAUACUUUUUAGAUAAACACAAUAGUUCCAUUUCAUUAAAGUAACGACCUAAUCAUUAAAGUAAAGUUACUUAAAAACAGAAAAGCAAGAAGUUAAUCAUAUGAACAUCAUGGCAGUGCAGGAAAAUGUAAACAGAACAUUCUUUUUGUGCUAAAGACCUUUAAAGAGUGGAACCAUUUGCCUGGCUCAAUUAUCAAACCUCAUUA
Messenger RNA from Mytilus trossulus (common blue mussel), 1199 nucleotides. RefSeq lists its product as uncharacterized. The transcript is spliced from 8 exons. The record is from RefSeq and is a predicted model, not a curated record. Bases 292 to 993 code for a protein of 233 amino acids. Lineage: Eukaryota; Metazoa; Mollusca; Bivalvia; Mytilida; Mytilidae.